Messenger RNA from Equus caballus (horse), 1808 nucleotides. RefSeq names its product zinc finger protein 25 (gene ZNF25). Gene Ontology annotation, molecular function: DNA-binding transcription factor activity, RNA polymerase II-specific; RNA polymerase II cis-regulatory region sequence-specific DNA binding. Lineage: Eukaryota; Metazoa; Chordata; Mammalia; Perissodactyla; Equidae. The record is from RefSeq and is a predicted model, not a curated record. Gene Ontology annotation, biological process: regulation of transcription by RNA polymerase II.
CUUUCUUUUCAGCGGGCGCCAUUGUCUGUCUCGCCCCAGGGGGGAGAGAACUCUGGAGCCGCCAGGUCGGCGCGGGGCUGCAGAGGGCGGGGCCUGGAAUCUGCGCUGGCCGGGGCGGCGGCGGAGCCCCUGCAGUAAGCGGACACAUAAUUUUCAAAACAGCCAAUAGGAAGGAAAUGUUUAUAUUCACUCAAAAAUGUCCCAGGUUCAUCAAGAUUAUAUCCGAGUCACCAAUGGACAGGGACCAGUAACAUUCAAGGAUGUUACUGUGGAAUUCACCAAGGAGGAGUGGCAAUUACUGGACGCUGCUCAGAGGACCCUGUACAGGGAAGUGAUGCAGGAGAACUAUGGUCACCUACUCUCAGUGGGUUAUUGUGUGAAUAAGUCAAAAACAAUCUUCAAGUUGAAGCAAGGAAAAGAGCCAUGGAUAUUAGAAAUAGAAUUUCCACGUCGGAACUCCCCUGAAGACCUAUGGAAUACUCAUGACCUAGGAGCAAGACACCAGGAAAGUCAAGCUGUAAAUUCAAGGAAUGGAGAACUCACAGAACAUCAGAAAACUCCUAACAGAGAGAAAACCUACAAAUGUAAUGAAUGUGGAAAGUCCUUCUGCCAGGAGUCUGCCCUCAUGGUACAUCAGCAUACUCAUUCAAAGGAGAAACCCAGUGAAUGUGGGAAAUCCGUCUCUAGGAAUGGAGACCUCACAAAACAUCAGAAAACUCAUACCAGAGAGAAAGCCUACGAAUGUAAAGAAUGUAAGAAAACUUUCUACCACCUGUCAUCUCUUAGUAGACAUCUGAGAACUCAUGCAGGGGAGAAACCCUAUGAAUGUAAUCAGUGUGAGAAAUCCUUCUACCAGAAGCCACACCUCAUGGAACAUCAGAAAACACACACAGGAGAGAAACCCUAUGAAUGUACUGAAUGUGGGAAGUUCUUCUAUGUUAAGGCAUACCUCAUGGUACAUCAGAAAACACACACAGGGGAGAAACCCUUUGAAUGUAAGGAAUGUGGGAAAUCCUUUUCCCAGAAAUCACACCUCACAGUACAUCAGAGAACACAUACAGGGGAGAAACCCUAUAAAUGUAAGGAAUGUGGGAAAUUCUUCUCUAGAAAUUCCCACCUCAAAACUCAUCAGAGAACUCACACAGGAGAGAAACCCUAUGAGUGUAAGGAAUGUGGGAAAUGCUUCUACCAGAAGUCAGCCCUCACAGUACAUCAGCGAACUCACACAGGGGAGAAACCCUUUGAAUGUAAGAAAUGUGGAAAAAACUUUUACUAUAAAUCAGACCUCACUAAACAUGAGAGAAAACACACAGGGGAGAAGCCCUAUGAAUGUAAUGAAUGUGGGAAAUCCUUCUCUGUGAAUUCAGUCCUCAGAUUACAUCAAAGGACUCAUACAGGAGAGAAACCCUAUGAAUGUAAGGAAUGUGGGAAAUCUUUCUCUCAGAAGUCACAUUUUAUCAUACAUCAGCGAAAACACACAGGGGAGAAACCCUAUGAAUGUCAGGAGUGUGGGGAAACUUUUAUCCAGAGAUCAAAGCUCACUGCACAUCAGAAGACACACACAAAGGGGAAAACCUUAUAAAUAGUGUGAAUUGGGAAAUUCUUCUCUCUGAAUUUAUCCUUCAGAAUAACCAGAUAAUUCACACAAGACAAAAACCUUAUGACUAUCAUCAAUAUGGGGAAAUUUUAGUUACAAUCUUUCUUCACAGAGAGGAAACACACAGAGAAAAAUUCUGUAAAUCUAUAAGGGAGAAAUUUUUACCAUAUGUCAGACUUUACUAAAUAUCAGACAACAGAGAUGGGAGAAA